Aspergillus nomiae NRRL 13137 is the source of this 2811-nucleotide messenger RNA. RefSeq names its product FAD-linked oxidoreductase easE (gene fgaOx1). The record is from RefSeq and is a predicted model, not a curated record. Gene Ontology annotation, biological process: ubiquinone biosynthetic process. Gene Ontology annotation, molecular function: 4-hydroxybenzoate polyprenyltransferase activity; FAD binding; oxidoreductase activity. NCBI's taxonomy places the organism in Eukaryota, Fungi, Ascomycota, Eurotiomycetes, Eurotiales, Aspergillaceae. Gene Ontology annotation, cellular component: mitochondrial inner membrane. The transcript is spliced from 4 exons. Bases 1 to 2811 code for a protein of 936 amino acids.
AUGGCAGCCACUUCCAAAACCAGCGACCAGCCUGCCGUAAUGCAAGACAAGCAUAUCAACUUCUUCCCAAAUCUUCCACCCUACUCGGAUCCUAAGACGGGCCUAUUGUCCAAGCUCCCGUCUUCAUGGAUCCCAUACGCCCAGCUCAUGCGUAUUGAUCGCCCUGGUGGCCUCUAUGCGUUCUAUUUCCCCUAUCUGAUUGGGAUCAUGUACGCCGCCUGCAUUUUGCCAACGACUGUCGAACCUCUUACCCUCCUGAUGAUGGCCGCGGUGCUCCUACCUCUCAAUAUCCUCCUACGUGGUGCCGCCUGCACCUGGAAUGAUACCCUCGACCAGGAAUUUGACCGACGUGUCGAGCGCUGUCGCCACCGGCCUAUUGCGCGAGGCGCCGUCUCCACCUGGCAGGCUCACAUUUUCACAUGUGCACAGCUGGCGGCUGGAUAUCCGAUCUUGAGGUUCUUUCCCGUUGCUUGCACGUGGCAUAUGUUGAUUAUGGUCGUCCUGUUCUUCAUCUAUGCAUACAUGAAACGUGUCACGUACUACCCCCAAGUCGUUCUCGGGUUUCCCUUCGCCUGGGCCAUCUUGUUCUGCGUCGCUGCGAUGGACCUGCCGGUCUUAGGUGUGCAUACUGCGUCAACUCUCGCACUCUAUGCGGCAAACGUCUUAUGGACGAUCACCUAUGACACCAUCUACGCACAUCAGGAUAUUGCCGACGAUGAAAAGGCGGGUGUCAAAGGUAUGGCGGUUCGUUUCAGGGAUAGCACGAAGCUUCUGGCCAGUAUCCUGGCCACCAUGCAGGUCGCGCUGCUCGCGCUGUCUGGGCUUCGGGCCGGAUUUGGGCCCACGUACUUUGUCGGGACUGUGGGUGGUGUUGCGGCCGCUAUGGGCUACUACAUAUACGACGUGGAUUUGAAGAAUCCUCAGAGCUGUGGAACUUGGUUUGGGGCGCAAUUUUGGAUUGUGGGUGCUGGAUUCAUGGCGGGGCUGACGGGCGAGUAUAUGCUCAGCGUUGCGCCAUACAGGUUAUUCUUGGGAUGGCUCUCCCUCGUGGAUAGGGAGCCCCCGUCGUGUCGUUGUCGGCCAUGGGAAUCCUGCUGGCCCUCCGAAGAGACAUGGAGGGAGUUCAACGCAUCGAUUGCCGGUAACCUCAUCCGCCUCCGGCCCAUAGGCGACGUGUGCCACAAACCUGCAUCCAACCAGAGCGCCUGCAGUGAGCUACGACAUGUCUCGCGGAACAGUGGAUGGAGGGCGGCACAGCCAGGUGCCUUGCAGAACUGGAUUUGGGAGAGCGGCUCUAAUCUCAAUGAGACCUGCCAUCUAACAGGACCUCCCGAGACCCCUUGUCACCAGGGUCUAAUCCCUUUCUAUUCAGCUGUCAUUGACUCGGUUGAACAAAUCCAAAGGACAGUCGUGUUUGCCAAAAAGCACAACCUCCGUCUGACUAUUCGCAACACCGGCCACGACGGUGCGGGGCAGUCCAGUGGCCCCGACUCGUUGCAGAUCCAUACUCACGGUCUACAAGACGUUCAAUAUCAUGAAGACUUUCAACCAAAUGGAUCUACGGCACACCUAGGCCCUGCUGUAACUGUCGGGGCCGGGAUGCAGCUCGGGGACCUCAACAGACGAGGAUCGCAAGAAGGGUACACGGUGGUGGGAGGCGAAUGUCCAACCGUGGGCGCUGCUGGUGGCUUCCUUCAGGGGGGAGGCGUGUCCAGUUUCCUGAGUCACAGUUGGGGACUCGCUGUAGAUAAUGUUCUGCAAUUUGAGGUAGUCACCUCCCAGGGAGAUCGGGUCCUUGCCAAUGCACACCAGAACCAAGACUUGUUCUGGGCGUUAAGAGGGGGUGGAGGUGGAGCCUUUGGUGUCGUCACUCGAGCAACCAUUCGCACAUAUCCUGACGUGCCGGUGGUGGUAGCUACGCUCACCAUCGCAGUGGACGCCCCCGAUGCAACAUUCUGGACCAAAGGGGUCACUACGCUCCUCACUGCAUUGCAGGAAUUCAACCGCGAAAGUGUUGCUGGACAGUUUAUGCUCAAGCGUCUGCCCGGGAGCGGAAUCGAGGCUAGUAUCACGAUGUAUUUCCUUAACGAAACUCGAACGGAGCGUGUCGAGGACCACCUAAAUCUGGUGAAGACCACCCUUGGCAAAGAAGCCAUUCCAGCGGCUUCCUCCUCACAAUUCCUCCCACGGCUGACCAUGGCUUUGCCAAUGAACCCUGAUAUAUAUCCCGAGAACCAUGGGGUGGUGAUGGGGUCCGUAUUGGUUUCACAUCAGAUGUUCAAUUCGUCCGAGGGGCCUCAACAAAUGGCGGAGAAAUUCGCAAGUCUACCGAUGGGUCCCCGGGAUCGACUGUUCACCAGCAACCUUGGAGGCCGCGUCAUGACCAACAAGGAUACAGCAAUGCAUCCUGCAUGGCGCUCUGCCGCACAUCUCAUUAAUUUUGUCCGAGUGGUUCAUCCAUCCAUAGAUGGCAAAUUGGCAGCGUUAGAGGGCCUUACACAACACCAAAUGCCAAUUCUGUACUCUCUGGAUCAGAGCUUGAGAGUCUCCUAUAUCAAUGUGGCAGAUCCAAAUGAGAACGAGUCUGAUGUCUUCUGGGGAGGAAACUACAGGAGACUAUUGCAGAUCAAGCGCAGGUGGGAUGCGAAUGAUCUUUUUCUCACGAAACUUGGGGUGGGUCGCGAGGGUUGGGAGAUUGACGGCAUGUGUCGCAGAAAGACUAGUCUCGCAGACCGAGCGGUAACUUCUGUUUCUGACCAAGUUCACAAGACCCUGGGGCACAUAUUCAGAGGGAGUGUGGGCGUUGUAUAA